AAACACGCCCACUUUCACUUUCAGUAUCUUCAGUGUCAACACGCAGAUUUUAGCAGUUUUAUCGACAAAAUAAACAAUGAAAUAUGAAUGAAAGGAAAUUCCUUUACAUUUUAAUCUGUUUCUUACAUCCUCUCCGGCUGUUUGGUGAUGAUGUUCAUUUCAUCACUUGGCAGUUCCUCGGCUCUGAAGGCCUCAGCCUUCCCAUGUACACAGAGAGAGUCACUGUGAAUGAUGUAACUGUAUUUUACUAUGACAGUAACAUGAAGUCAACAGCACCAUGUCCUAAAUGGCUCAACACCACAGCUGGUCAGCAACACUGGGAAGAGACCACUGCUUUAUCACACAGCAACAGAGCAGAAAUGACUUCAGCUCUCGAAAAAGCCAAGCAGUACAACCUUUCAGGCACUUAUUCAGAACACAAUAUAUACCAAGGCUACAGUCGCUGUGACCUCUAUGCAAAUGGCACAAUCAAAUCAGUGUUAACCCACGCACUCAAUGGGAAGGACUUCUUAAGUUUUGAUAUAGACAAUAAGAGGUUCAUCGCUUCUGUUUCUAAAGCCAGCAUAUAUAAAAGAAUUAGGGAGGAGAAUAAAGCCAGGCUUGAACGCAUGGUGUUUUUCUAUAAAGAGAUCUGUUUUGACCGCCUUAGGAUGUUCUUAGGGCAUUCUCCUCAUGUCAACAGGAGGAAUGCUCCAGACGUGAGGCUUUUUGAGAGGCAUAGAGCUGGUUCCACUCUCCUCACAUGUCAUGUGACUGGGUUUUACCCCAGAGCAGUGCAGGUGAAGUGGAUGGGGGCAGAUUUACAGCUGGUGGAUGACGAGAUGAACAAUGUGCUACCUAACGGUGAUGGCACGUAUCAGACCAGAAGGAGUGUGAUCAAACCUGAGGGGAGCACAGAAGAUCAGCAGUAUAGCUGUGUUGUACAUCACAGCAGCCUAGAGGGAAAUAUUACCAUCACAUGGGGUAAAGAGCAGAAACUGAACAGGCUUCCUGUUUGGAUUGCACCAGGCUUCAUUUUCAUGGUCAUUGUAGUUGGGCUCCUAAUUCGAGGCUUCUGUCAAAAUUAAGCUGCUGUGAUGGAAAAUGACCACUCAUGAAAAGAUCACUGCUGUCUAUCAUAAUGUCUACCUAAUGUAAAUCAAGGAUCCUGAGAAUUUCUUUUUGUUCUGUGGGUUUUAUCCCCUACUUUUCUUACAGUAUUUCAGGAUUAGUCUGAGAUUUUGAAGUAUAUUUGUCACGUAAUGCUCAACACUAGCAUUAAUUCUCAAAGUGUUAUUUAGUUUUGCACAAUUGAAUCCCAAACAUUUCCAAAAUGUUUAUUAUUAUUACAUUUACAUUAUUGUUAUUAUAUUUGUUUUUAGAAUAACAGAUGUAUUACGCUUUCAUUUCGGAGAACUGUGUUUAAAACACAAUCAGAAACCACUACACAAUAUUUACUUAAUGAAAUCUCUGGAUAUUUUAACCCCUUAAACUCACUGGAACAACCAUCACUGGUCUGUACUGUAGGUGUAUCACUAAUUAUUUAACCCAUAAUGUAUGACUGGGCUUUUUUCCCCCCUUUUUUUUGAUAUUCUUGCACUUUACUAGUCUAUAAAGGAUGCUGACUUUCUUUUCCAGCUAAAUAUUCUCUCUUAUUAAUUUUACUUCUUUUACUACAGCCUAUAGGAGGCAGUACAGCCUCAAUUAAUAUCAUUUAUUUGGCUUCCUUUUGUUUUUGUGUAGAUAUAUCUUGUAUCUUUUACACAAUACACUACACUUUAUUAUGUAGGGUUUAUUUACUAUUUUACUCUUUACUGUUUUCUUUUUUAAAUCUCUGUAUUACUUUUUAAGUCUUGUUUUAAGAAUUAUCCAGCUGAUGAAGCUGUGAGUAUUGUUCUCAUCACACUUUUCUAUGCACACUCAUAGACAUAGCCUUAUUUAUUGAUGUACAUAUUUACAUAUUUAUCUCCACUUGUUCAUUUGCACAAUUUCUACUAUUUGCACUUCUGGUAGAUGCUAAACAGCAUUUCAUUGCUAUGUACCUGUACUUUGCAAUGACAAUAAAGUUGUAUCUAUCUAUCUA
Molecule: messenger RNA, 2062 nt
Organism: Hemibagrus wyckioides
Lineage: Eukaryota; Metazoa; Chordata; Actinopteri; Siluriformes; Bagridae
Product: class I histocompatibility antigen, F10 alpha chain-like
Exons: 6
Coding region: 84-1067 (327 amino acids)
Source: RefSeq, a predicted model, not a curated record